This is a messenger RNA of Perca flavescens (yellow perch), 2107 nucleotides long. It is a transcript of the gene ppp3cb, whose product is annotated as protein phosphatase 3, catalytic subunit, beta isozyme. Lineage: Eukaryota; Metazoa; Chordata; Actinopteri; Perciformes; Percidae. The transcript is spliced from 14 exons. Gene Ontology annotation, molecular function: calmodulin-dependent protein phosphatase activity. Gene Ontology annotation, biological process: calcineurin-mediated signaling. The record is from RefSeq and is a predicted model, not a curated record. Bases 84 to 1619 code for a protein of 511 amino acids.
GGGAGCGAUAGAGAGAGGAAAAAGCAGGGAGGGAGAAGAGAGGGAGAUGAGCAUCUUGCUCCCAAACAUCAAGCAGUGUGACGAUGACAGCGAAAGGCAGACAUAAAGCGGUCCCCUUCCCCCUGGCCCACCGGCUCACCAUGAAGGAGGUGUUUGACGCUGAGGGCCGGCCGCGGGUGGACCUGCUCAAAGCUCACCUCACCAAGGAGGGCCGACUGGAGGAGGCCGUGGCCCUGCGCAUCAUCGAUGAGGGCGCCGCCAUCCUGCGCCAGGAGCGCACUAUGUUGGACAUUGAGGCGCCAGUCACGGUGUGUGGAGAUAUCCACGGCCAGUUCUUCGACCUGAUGAAGCUGUUUGAAGUGGGAGGUUCUCCUGCCAACACGCGCUACCUCUUCCUAGGGGACUACGUGGACAGGGGCUACUUCAGUAUCGAGUGUGUGUUAUACCUGUGGUCACUGAAAAUCCUCUACCCAAAGACGCUCUUUCUUCUACGGGGGAACCAUGAAUGUAGACACCUGACAGAAUAUUUCACCUUCAAACAAGAAUGUAAGAUCAAGUACUCGGAGCAGGUGUACGACUCCUGCAUGGAGGCGUUUGAUUGCCUGCCCCUGGCAGCCCUGAUGAACCAGCAGUUCCUGUGUGUGCAUGGGGGGCUUUCACCAGAGAUCCACACGCUGGACGACAUCAAGAAGUUGGACCGGUUCAAGGAGCCCCCAGCUUUUGGGCCCAUGUGCGACCUGCUGUGGGCCGACCCCCUGGAAGACUUUGGUAACGAGAAGACCCAGGAGUACUUUGGCCACAACACAGUCAGAGGAUGCUCCUAUUUCUACAGUUACCCAGCAGUGUGUGAGUUCCUACAGACCAACAACCUGCUGUCAAUCAUCAGAGCGCAUGAAGCACAGGAUGCUGGGUAUCGUAUGUACAGGAAGAGUCAGACUACAGGUUUCCCCUCCCUCAUCACAAUCUUCUCUGCUCCAAACUACCUGGAUGUCUACAACAACAAAGCGGCGGUGCUAAAGUAUGAGAACAAUGUAAUGAACAUCCGUCAGUUCAACUGCUCUCCUCACCCCUACUGGCUGCCCAACUUCAUGGACGUCUUCACCUGGUCGCUGCCUUUCGUGGGAGAAAAGGUGACUGAGAUGCUGGUCAAUGUCCUGAGCAUCUGCUCGGACGACGAACUCAUGAACGACGGAGAGGAGAUCUUCGAUGCCAGUGCAGCAGCAGCCAGGAAAGAGGUGAUCAAAAACAAGAUACGAGCCAUUGGGAAGAUGGCUAAAAUGUUCUCUGUUCUACGGGAGGAGAGUGAGAACGUGUUGACUCUGAAGGGACUGACCCCUACGGGCAUGCUGCCCAGCGGAGUGCUGUCUGGGGGCAAACAGACCUUGCAGAGUGCUACCAUUGAGGCCAUUGAAGCCAUCGAGACAGUUAAGGACGAUGAAGCCAUCCGAGGCUUCUCUCCGCAGCAUCGGAUCAGCAGUUUCGAGGAGGCUAAAGGUCUGGAUCGGAUCAACGAGAGGAUGCCUCCGCGCCGCGACGGCGUCAACAGCGUGGGCCUGUCAAUGGGCCGCAUGAACAUGGGAGAGCCCAAUGGGGCCGACAGCAACAGCAAUAUACAGUGAUGGACAUACACGCCUAUGUGCCCAGACACAUACCCACAGUUACAACAACUCUGAUAUGGUACCAUAUUUAUAGAUACGUGUACAUAGGCAUAUAAACACACGUAAAAUACACACACACACACACACACACACACACACACUGAAUAGGCUACAUACAGCAUUGCACACACACACACACACGAUUACCUACCCCAUUGCCCCGUAAGCUGUAUGUAAAGGCAUGAGCGUACCGGGACUUUACCACCAAAGGCUGAUCCUCUACACUGAACUGAUCGGCCCUAUAUAGAGAACUACAACUCCCAUGUACUUGCACAACAGCCGGAAAGAAACUACAAAAACACUCAAAACAGGAGGCGCUGCUGUUCACCGUGUACGUUGGGGAUCACCAGUGGGUUGACAGUGUCAGCAUGACGUGGCUGUGUCGGUGGUGUGUGUUGUGUCCAAGGAGGUUAGCUUCGCUUCAGAACGCGAACCUCCGAUGGCGCCAU